Messenger RNA from Cavenderia fasciculata, 8532 nucleotides. RefSeq names its product inositol 1,4,5-trisphosphate receptor-like protein (gene iplA). NCBI's taxonomy places the organism in Eukaryota, Evosea, Eumycetozoa, Acytosteliales, Cavenderiaceae. Gene Ontology annotation, cellular component: membrane; endoplasmic reticulum. Gene Ontology annotation, biological process: calcium ion transmembrane transport. The transcript has 7 exons. The record is from RefSeq and is a predicted model, not a curated record. Gene Ontology annotation, molecular function: inositol 1,4,5 trisphosphate binding; inositol 1,4,5-trisphosphate-gated calcium channel activity. The coding region runs from base 1 to 8532 and encodes 2843 amino acids.
AUGGAUGAGAAUUUAUCAAUUAAAACAGGAGAUUUGGUAACCUUUUUCUCUGAACAAGAAGAGGAAGAAGGAUAUUUUAGCAAGGCUCAUGAUAGUGCUGUACUUCAUCCAACAAAGACAAAGGAAUGUGUGUUCAAGAUACAUCCAAUGACACAGUACACUGCUAGAAAGGCACUAAAGAAAAAGACAAAGAGAAAGACACAACGUGAGGGUCCAUCGGGAUCGGUUGUCGGAGGUGGAGGUGUCGUUGGAGCCGAUGAAAAGGAUGCAGAACUCAAACAAUUGGAAGAAUAUCAAGACAUUGAAGAUGCAGCCAACGAAACGACACUUAUUCAACUAGAAGGACGUGAUCUCAUAUAUGGACAGAUCAUCCAACUAUUCCAUCCAAAAAGUAAUCAAUUCCUCUUUGCCAAAUACUAUAAUGCCGGCCACUCAAUCGUUGGUUUCCGUGGAGACGGUAAUCAAAAGUGCUACUUUAAAAUUGCACCGCGUGGAGGUGUCGUCAGACAAGACGGUGAAAAGGUGCGUCAAGACGACUUGGUCAUGUUGCGUCACGAAAAGACUGGUCUCUUUCUCCGCGAGACUGAUUUCUUUAAUGAAAAGGGAUUCUUUGAGAUUGGAUUGUCAGACUCUGGAACAUCGUGGAAAUUAAGUUUGUCAGACGUUGAGGGAAAGAUGGGUUUGAACGUCGUACGUGCUGGCGAGCCAUUUAGAUUAUUUCACAGAGAAGGUGGUUUUAUAAAGACUGCAACCGAUGAAUCAAGCACCACAUUUACAUAUAAAACAUCGACACCACAAUCAAUUCGAUCCAUCUUUGAAAUUGAAAUUGAUAAUGGUGCCGCCACAAUACUCAGUAGAGCUCAACAGCAACAGCAGUCUUCGAGUGGAGUCAACUCACCACUUCCAUUUCAAUCAACUACUGCACUACUCUCCCUCACACAACAAAGCCAAGAUAUUCAAUAUGGUCAACCUUUUUGGAUCAAACUUAUUGGCACCAAAUAUUAUUUUUCAUUAAAACAAGAUAGCUUACAAGAUACCAAAGAUCAAUCUCCUACCAGCAACAACAAUAAUAAUAAUAACAAUAACAAUAAUAUAUUAUCCAGUUCAUCCUCUUCGAUAAAAGAAGAAGGAGGAGCACAGUUACCAACAUCACCAGUCACCGCCAAUACAUCGUCGGUGAGUGGUGUUCCAGUCGAUCCAUACAAGGAUCUACCAAUUGUAUUAGUACCAGAGAGUGAAAAGUAUUCACCUCAUUCCACAUUUUGUUUCAUCUCCAAGGAUCAAUCGGCAACAGAAGCCGCUGUAACAUAUGGUUCUUUUGCUAGAAUCCAAUCUUUAUCAAAACAAUGGUUACAUUUUGUUUCUGAUGAAACUUUUCAUAAUAAUGGAGAUCUUGUAGGAACAAAAAAACAUUUUAAAAAUGAUGAUUUUCAAAUUAAACAAAUACCAAGAUCACAAAUGGAUGAUUAUAAUUAUGUGAUUGUAAGAUUAAACAAACUACAAAGUUAUUUGGGAGGUGGUAAUGGAUUGUUAGAGAUGAGAAAAAAGGUUACCAUUCAAGAGGUGCGUUCUAUUUUGGUAGAGUUGAUCAAGUUUUGUACACAAUCAGAUCUCGAUGCAUUGGAGCGCGAGGGUACACCAAUCACAACGCAUCAGAAUCUAUUGGCAUCACCAUUUGCCAUCAAUACCAUGAUGGAUCUAUUAUCACGUUUCUUUUCCACCUCUGAUCGUCGUCAAGAGUUUCCAUUGAUUGGAUACAUCUAUCGACUUCUCAAGCUCGUUGUAAAGAGCAACAUCAAAAAUGCGAUUGCCGUACACAAACAUUUCCGUCAUAUUGCCGGACCGAUCCAUCUACGAAGUGAGAUGAUUGCCUUUGGUCUUGGUUCAAUCUUGCUCGAUAUCUACCGAAACAAUAAUAUACUACUUGGAAGCAUCACUGAAGACAAGGUCAGCGAGUUUAUCGAUAAUAUGAAGUUGACCAAAGACCCACGAUACAUGGAGCUAUUGUCAGAGAUUUGUCAUUGCAAUGGACACCCCAUCGUCAAGAAUCAACAAUACCUGUGCAGUCUCUUGCUCGAAAAAAACCCUCAGUUGAUGAUGCGUACGCGUGUCACACAGAGCGUCGAAAUAGAAGUGGACGGUACAUGGAUGACCAUGGCCGAGUUUAUGAAUCGCGGUAGAGAGGAUCGUCAACGUUACUUUGAGCAGUCGUUGGCACUGUACGCCAAUGUCAGUCGCGGACGAAACUACAAUGGUAUUCGUCUGAUUGGCAACUUUGCUUCGUACAAGGAAUGCUUCCUCUGUCUCAAAGACGACAAUCUUCCAUUUGGUCUGCGUGGCAGCUACACACAUCUCGUCAUCCACGUGUUUAUGGAUUGUUAUCCUCAGAAACCCUAUGCCAAGAUCAACUAUCUCUGGAAUCCUCUGACCAUGGAGGCACCGUCGGGAUACCAACACGGCAGCGGAUCAGUCAACUCACCCAACGGAUUGGGUAUGGGAGGAGGGGGUGGUCCGAUAUCAGUCUCGGUCGCAUCCACUGCCAACCAGAUGAACCUCCAACACCAACAACAGCAGAGUGGUGGAUUGCGCACCAAGCACUCCAACUCAACCAACGAUCUGGGCAUGUCGCCAUUGCAAAACGGUGCCAACCCAGCAUAUGGCACAUCGCCACGUAUUCCAUCGCAGACCGUCUCGCUCGACCAAGACGAGAUCUUUACCACGUUUCUCGGACACGAUCCAAUUCACAAUAUUGAUCCAUCCAACAUUUCACAAUUCCUCAUGAGCUAUGUUCUCAGACCAGAAAACUUUUCGUGGAACAAUAUGUUUAUGUCGCACGAGGCCGAGAGACAGCGUUCACAGUGGCGUUUCUUUUACAAGAUCCUUAUUGCCGUUCGAUACGCAUUCAAGUUUGGCUUUUUCAAGCGCAAGGAGAAGCUGCUACUCAACCGUCUUCGUGAUAUCCUCGAGUUGCAAAACGAGGGUAAUGACCAUGCCGUGCAAGUCGAUCUUGGCCGCACCAUGGGUGGAAGCAGACUACUCGAGGACGACAGUACCGUUCUAGUAUCCAUCAAGAUAGAGAUACUCAACAUCCUCCACAUUAUGCUCAGUCUCCAGAAAAAGACAGUCUUUGAAGGCUUCCUCUACGAAAUGUCAAAGACCGACUCUAUACGCAAUGCUGCCUCGUCGCCCACACACAACUUUGAGGCUGCUGGAUUGGCAGAGGCCAACAUCAAGAAAAUGAUGGGCACCUUUUUAGGACAACGACCAAGUAGUCCUACAACCUCGGCCUCUAGUAAUAACCACAACACACAAGCUCAGAGAUCGGCAAUGGUGACACACAAAAACACCUUUACCAAUACAUUGUUUUCAUUGCUCAAACAUGAAAACAAUGUACUGACAAGUUUGGUACUCGACCUCUUGACACGUAUCUACAAGUACCAGAGUCACUAUGCUCUCCUCAGCAACCCAGUUAAAAAGUUAAUGAUCCUCUCUUCAAACGUUGCCAAUAGUAUCUAUGACCAAUCAGUCAGACGUAUGGAAGAUUUGACAAAGUUUUGUUCCAAUCCUCUCAGUCAUCAAGACACUGAAGAGGUGCUCCGUAUUUUAACAGAUUUUACCAAACUUUGUAACCUCGAUCCCAAUUCUUCUUCGGGUGAAUUCAAUCGUAUCAAACAUAAUCAAGAUAUGUUUAGAAUGAUGGAUAUUCAUAAAAGAUUAUUUGGUGUUUUAAAAAUGGGUUGUUCUUUGGAAGAUUUAAAAGAUAUUGUUGAUUUUACUUUAGAUAUUAGUAAUAAUAAUAAUAAUAAUAAUAAUAAUAAUAAUAAUAAUAAUAAUAAUAAUAAUAAUUCAAUACCAACAAACAGUAGUAGUAAUAAUAAUAAUAAUAAUAAUAGUAAUAAUACAAUUUCGACAUCAUCAUCAUUAACAAAUAUUAAUAUUAGUAGUACACAUAAUAAUAGUUAUUAUGUUGCCAAGAUUUUUAGAGGAUGUUAUGAGUUUUUACGAUCAUAUUGUAGAAACAAUACAGACAAUCAAAAGAUACUAUUCAACUAUAUAGAAUUUUUAAUUGGUCAUUUAAUUCGUUAUGGCAACAUAUUUGGAACUGUAGAGACAUUGAUGGAGAUUUUCAAAGAUAAUAUUCAACUAUGUACAAAGUUUAGUGAAACUCCCUAUAUGAAAUUAUUGGUUGAAUUUAUCAUUCAACAAGAGAGUAUUAUGCAAAUAGAUCCAGUAUUUUUAAAGUUCCUUCAAGUCAUUAUGGUGCCAGGUGGUAAUUCAGUCAUUGAAAUUCAAAUUGCCAUUUCUAAUCUCAUCAAGGAACAUUUCUUUGUAGUGUCAAAGUGGUUGUUACCAUUAGACACCGUUCGUCAGGUAAUGCAAGACAGCAAGGGUGCUACUAUGACCAAGUUUUUCAAUGUCAACACGUCAGAGUCGCAUCGUCUCCAAGUUGCAUUAAACGAUGUCAUUGCUCAGGCCCUUCAGAACCUAGAGGAUCCUCAAUUGGCAGGUUCGCUCUCGUCUACCAUGAACAACACACUCAAGCUUGGUGGUGGACCCAAGUUGAUCAGAUCCACGGCCAAACACAUGCUUCUCAACACUGAAAUAUUGCCACGCGAGUUUUUGGUCAACAUGGAGCUCAUUUGGUUGUUGACUUCGUGUAGCAACGGUCGUAAUGUGCCCACGGAAAUCAUUUGUCGUGAUUUUAUCUCCAUGUACGACUGUCUUUCGAUUCUCGUCAUUAGCAACAAUGCAGCUGGUGUCGAAUCGUCGCUGCUCAUCCACGACAACAAGGAGAACCUCGACAGCAACGUGCCAUUUAGAUUCAAGACUACGUAUCUUGCCUUUUUGCACGAGGUCUACUUUAACAGUGACACGCUCAAGGGUGAUUUGUUGGCACUACAGCUCAACGAAAACUUGUGGACGUUGAUCAGCCAGUUCACCAACCAGCUACAGCAUCUGUAUACGUGCCACGCUUUGCAUCGUAUGUCAAGAGACUACUUUUUGUUGAUGAGUCGUAUGGUUAUUUUACCAAUGGUAUCGACUAUGGAGCGAUUCUAUUCCCAGUGUUUCUACUAUGACAAGGCGACACCCAAACACAUCCACUACAGUAGUUUGUUGAUGGGCAGCCUACUCAAAUUGUACAGUGUCGAUGAAAGUCUACCCAUCCCCACUACAGCAUCGAGUGCCUCUCUCCAGCAACAAAACAAGGUACUCUUUCCCGACGAUGCCAGUGGUUCGAGUGGAGGUAUCAACCCGAUUCUCUCGGGUCUCGAUCCAUCGGAAAAGAUCAUUCUGCUAAACUCUUUGGUCAAGUUGCUCAAGGCUAUGGACAGAAGUGCCAUCUCGCCUACCGCCGCACCAUCAUCGUCCAUCUCGUCAGUAUCCGAGGUGAUUCGUGGAUUCGAAGAGAUUAUCGUGCGUCUCGACCACCUCAGCUCGAAAUGGUCACGACGUCGCGAUACGGUCUCUGACCACCCAGUCACCUCGAUUGCACUCGUGUCCAAGCAGUCGACCUAUCUCAAUGAAGUAUCCAAAGAACACCCCAUCAUCCGAUUGAUCAAGGAACGUGGCUACCAACAGCUUGCACUGAUGGCCAUCGAGCGUGACAAGGCACACUCACUCAUGCAAUCAGAGAUUAUGCGUGAAACACCUUCGCAACCACUCUACCAAAACCCAUACUCGACCAGCCAACGAGACAAUUUAACACUGUCAACAUUCUCCAAUGCAUCCAGCACUUCCUCUGUCAAUGGUGCCUCGAAAAAGAAUACCUAUCUCGAGAUUUUAGUGUUCCAACUUCGAAACACCUUGUUUGAAAACAACGAACUCAAAUUGCACUGCUCUCAAAUCCUCCUCUCUGUUUUGGACUGUCAUCCACACAACAAAAAAGAGAUGCAAGAACAGCUGACACAGAUGUAUUGCCAUCAAGCAUGUAUUGGAUUGCUUGGAUCUAAAUCCUACCAGGUUCAACAACAGGCAUUGUCACUCUUGUUGGUUUUGCUAGAGGGUCAGUCAGAUCCCACCAAUCCAAAGCCAAACGAGCAUGUAAAGGAUGCCAUCCAAUCGUACUUUACUUCGUCGCCAGACAUUCAAUUCUUUAGAAACAUCUAUGAGAUGAUGGAGCGUGCCAAAUGCAAUCUUAGAGACACCAAGAGAAACAUCCGUCUAGAGACAUUCAAACACAACAUUGGAGGAAAUCUUUCAUUGGGUGCAAGACGCCAGACCAUUGGCAUGUACCACGAACGUUCGACGCUAGAGACUGACAAUGACCACAACCCAUACAGUCAAGAGUUUUUGAUGAUGUCCAAUAUCUUUAGAGUACUCCAAUUGCUCUGUCAAGGUAGCUCGAAUCUCUUUAAAAACUAUAUUCGUCUUCAACCCGACAAUUACAAGUCGUACGACCUCUUGAAAGAGAUGUGUCAGUUCCUCAAGAUCCUCGAGACCAUCGUUGACUUUGACCCAGAGUCGAUUAAUCUCGGUCUCCGUUUCUUUAGCUGCAUGAAGGAAAUCGUCAAACACACCCAGGCCAAUCAAAUUGCAGUCACCAAUGUCCAAAUGUGUAAGGCCGUCUGUAAUAUUCUCAGAAAGACCAUUCCCAACGACGCCAAGCAGCAACAACACGAUCUCUAUCUCAACCUCAAGAUUGAAGUGAUUGACUUUUUGUUGCAUGUUGUCGAUCGUGAGCACCCGACAGUCAUUGCCAAGAUGAUUGAGGAAAUGGAUUUCUCAGUGAUUGAAGAAAACACAAAGAUAUUCCAACAAUCAAAAUCUGAACACAACGAAGGAUCCAUUAAAUUGGCCAGUAUGUCUUUCCGUUUGGUCAAGAUCCUAGCCGAUAACGACAAGUCUCAUAACCGUCGUUUGGCUGAAUGCUUGUUGGCUUGUGGUGAGCAUUGUCGUUCGAGAAUCGGUCGUGUAGAAAUGUUCCACAAUGGAAAGUUGGAACGUAUCUACUUUCCAAUCCCUUCCUAUAGUCGUCGUCUCAUUCUCGACGAUAGGGAGCAGUCAAAGAUUCGAAGUGAUGAAAAUGCCUUCCAAGAGAACCUCGAGGAAUACUUUAUCAACAAUCACAUAAACUGGAACAAAACAACCGAAAAGCUAGACUCUUUUAUGGAUUGGUCGGAAAACAAGUUGAUCGAUCUAGAACACCUCUUUAAACUCAAAUCUCAACCCCUUACCUAUCGUGUGGCGACCAACAUUGAAAUUUGGAGAUGGACCAAUUUCUUUUUGGCUUGCAUCAUCAAUGUUCUCCUCGUCAUCUAUUCUAUGGACCCAUACUCUACCUUUAAAAAGGAUUUUGGAACAACAAGAUACAACGCAGUUAUCUAUCCACUCGGUCUCCUUCAAUUACUCUUUUCCCUUUUAACUUGUAUAUCCUAUUUUAUUCGUUAUGGUUCAAUCAUAUUAUUUAGAGGUUGGAUGAAAUACCUUGGUAAUGAAAGAUCCUUCAUGUUGAGAACAAAUCAUGAAAGAAUGCAAAAUAUAAGAUCAAGGUUUAAUAUAUAUAAAUUCCUUUCUCUAAAUAUUGUAUUUAUUUCAUCCGAUGCCAAAUCUGUAUAUUAUAUACUUGCAAUUGUAUUUUCUGUAUUGGGAUUGGCAAUCCACCCAUUCUUUUUCGCAUUCCAUCUAUUCCAAGUAACUGUAAAAACAAAAGCUCUUGGUAUUGUUAUAAAGGCAUUGGCAAUGAACAAAGGAACUCUGUUAUUAAUGGGUGUAUUUAUUAUUCAAGCAACUUAUUUAUUAUCAAUUUUCUCGUAUGCAUUUUUCUCUGAUAGAUAUCAAAGUACUGACGAUGGCGUUGUAUCAAAAAUGUGUAAUACCUUUUUCCAAUGUUUUAUUACAAAUAUUUAUUUUGGUAUUCCAUCAAAUGGUCAAUUAGUACAAUUCUUAGAGUAUCAUGACUUUGGAGAAUCAAAUGAUGGAGCUGGAAUGGUAAUUGCUUGGACAGUUUUCAAUGUAAUAUUCUAUAUCAUCACAACAAUUAUUUUGUUGAAUGUGGUACUUGGUAUUAUUGUCGAUACUUUUGGACAGUUGCGUGAUCAAAGAUCUCAAACUGAAGAUUACAAGACAAAUUAUUGUUUUAUUUGUUCGAUUGAAAGAGAAGUUUUCCAAAAGAAAGGUAUCGAUUUCCACAAACACGUAGAAGAUGAUCACAACAAAUGGUAUUACCUCUAUUUCUUUGCCUAUCUCAAGGAACGUGUAAUCAAUAAUCAACAAAACCAAUUCUCUGAUUCUGAACUUAAUGCUCUUUACAAGAUUGAACAUAAUAAUUCUUUAUCAUUAUUCCCAAUUGAAACUUCAAUGUCUUUGUUGGGAGAGAACCAAAAUAAUGACUCUACCAAAAUGAUAAAUGCCAUUCAAGACUUGGAACAAAAGAUUACUUCUUCUCUUAUUUCUCAAAUGAAUACAACCAUUUCUGCUUUAUUGGAAGAGAUUAAAGUUUUGAGACAACAAAUAGACAAUGAUAAAUAUUUCUAUAUACACUUCCAAACCACAACCAACCAAACAAAUAUUUCUUACGAUGGUACUGCUUGA